Medicago truncatula (barrel medic) is the source of this 2400-nucleotide messenger RNA. Its product is annotated as pentatricopeptide repeat-containing protein At1g74900, mitochondrial. The record is from RefSeq and is a predicted model, not a curated record. The coding region runs from base 33 to 1505 and encodes 490 amino acids. Gene Ontology annotation, molecular function: protein binding. Lineage: Eukaryota; Viridiplantae; Streptophyta; Magnoliopsida; Fabales; Fabaceae. The transcript has a single exon.
AGUUCGAUCCCAAAAAUGAGAAAAACCCCAACAUGUUGAACCAGUUGCUGGUUAAACCAGCUCAACGAAACUUAAACACUUCCCGAUUCCGUCUUCCCCUCGCAACCCUCACCACCGUACCCGAAUCUCCACCACCUCCCAUCGACGCCACCGUUGCAAAACUCGUCCUCGAAUCAGAUCCAAAAACCCUCUCCCAAACCCUUUCAAAUCCCACCUUCCAAUGGACCCCACUUCUCGUCGACAACAUUCUCAAACGCCUCUGGAACCACGGUCCCAAAGCCUUGCAAUUCUUCAAACACCUAGACCGCCAUCCAACCUACAUCCACUCCAUCUCCUCCUUCGAACACGCCGUCGACAUCGCCGCCCGGUUACGUGAAUACAACACUGCUUGGGCCUUAAUGGGCCGUAUGCGGGCCCUCCGUCUCGGCCCAACUCCCAAAACCUUUGCAAUCCUUGCUGAACGCUAUGCAACCGGUGGAAAAGCUCAUAAGGCUGUGAAAGUGUUUUUGUCGAUGCACGAACACGGUUGUCAUCAGGAUUUGAAUUCUUUCAAUACUAUCCUUGAUGUUCUAUGCAAGACGAAGCGCGUUGAAAUGGCGAAUAACUUGUUUAAAACGCUUAGAGGUAGGUUUAAAUGUGAUAGUGUUAGUUAUAAUAUAAUGGCGAAUGGUUGGUGUUUGAUUAAGCGAACGCCAAUGGCGUUGCAGGUUUUGAAGGAGAUGGUGGAGAGGGGGGUUGAUCCGACAAUGGUUACUUAUAAUACAUUGUUGAAAGGCUAUUUUAGGUGUGGGCAAUUGAAUGAAGCUUGGGAGUUUUUUUUGGAGAUGAAGAAGAGGAAGUGUGAGAUUGAUGUGGUUACUUAUACCACUAUGGUUCACGGAUUUGGUGUUGCUGGUGAGGUUAAGAGAUCGAAGAGGGUUUUCGAUGCGAUGGUGAAAGAGGGUUUGGUUCCUUCUGUUGCUACUUAUAAUGCUUUAAUUCAGGUUUUGUGUAAGAAGGAUAGUGUGCAGAAUGCUUUGUUGGUUUUUGAUGAGAUGGUGGGGAAAGGGUGUGUGCCUAAUUUGACUACUUAUAAUGUUGUUAUAAGAGGCUUGUGUCAUUCGGGUGAAAUCGAGAGAGGUGUGGAGUUUAUGAAGAGAAUGGAGGAAAAUGGGUGCAUGCCAAGUGUUCAGACAUACAAUGUCGUGAUACGUUAUUAUUGUGAUGAAGGGGAACUUGAAAAGGGUUUGGAGUUGUUUGAAAAGAUGGGGAAUGGGACUUGCUUGCCCAAUUUGGAUACUUAUAAUAUUCUGAUUAGUGCCAUGUUUGUGAGGAAGAAAUCCGAGGAUUUGGUGUUGGCUGGGAAGUUGUUGAUAGAGAUGGUUGGUAGAGGUUUCUUGCCGCGUAAGUUUACUUUUAAUCGGGUGUUAAAUGGACUUGUUCUAACAGGGAAUCGAGAAUUUGCAAAUGAGAUAUUAAGAAUGCAAAGCAGGUCUGGCCGUGUUCUUCGUCAUGUGAAAUUGUGAUAACGUUUGGAUUUGGUUCUUGAGAACAGCCAUUUCUGUUUCUGUUGUCAUUCCCUGCAUUAUGCGUAUUAUGAACUGGUUUUAGGCUCGAAAAUGUCUUCUCAAGUUUGAGAACUAAAAUCAAGUCUUUCAUGGGAAAAGGGAAAAUCAACGUGCGAGUGAUGCAAGUUCCACAGUAUUUGAAAAAUAAUUCAUCUUUGGCGCAGCAAUUGGUUUGACAUUUGGCCAUGCAGUUUAAUAAUUGAGGGUUGAAGAACUCCCUAAUUCACUGCUGUUCAAUGAGAAAGUAUCCAUGGUAAACUUUUGGCAAAUGUCUAAAAUGGAACAUGGUUUGAGCUUCAAAAAAUCUUUCUACUUAUUUUUAUAGUCCUGGUUGCUUUCUUGUUUGAGAUUAAUCUGAUUGCAACCUAAAUUCAUGAGAACUAAGAAGUCCUUUACACCCCAUUCAGUGGUUGUAAGCUGUGAUUUGAUGCUUAUCAGCUUAUAUUUAUAAGUAUGCUGCUAGCAUUGUCAAAUACCAUUGUAUUUAGCCUCUUCAAUUCUGAACAAACCAUCUUUGAAGUCUAACUGGUUUUAGGAUUCUUUAGAUUCUAUAUACUUCCUGGCUCCUGGCGAUAACAAUUAUGGCCGCCUAUUGUAUGUUGAAGUAUGAGCUGGUAGAUCAGCAGAAGAGCGCUGUACUGAAGAGAGCUAUUUGUGGUUGCUUCUGUUGUAAGUCAUCACAGCAAUUACAGUUAGUUUGCUUGCGGUUAGUUUUGCAAGUUGUUGCUAGCUAGAUAGCUCUAUGUAGUUAGAAAGUAGUUACAGUUAGUUAGAGCCAGUGUUCAUAACCUGUGCCUUCCAUUAUGAGUAAAAAAAAUAAAAUUAAUCAAAAGCUUUUUCAGAAUUUUCUAUC